Molecule: messenger RNA, 747 nt
Organism: Corylus avellana
Lineage: Eukaryota; Viridiplantae; Streptophyta; Magnoliopsida; Fagales; Betulaceae
Source: RefSeq, a predicted model, not a curated record
AUGAGUAGACCCACGCUUGAGUCUGCCCGCGACCUGCCGUGCAUCGUGGGUCUAGGCCAGACCCAGGCGUGGGUCUGGCCUAGACCCAGCCGUCACGGCGGGUCUGGCCAGGAUCCCAUGCUGGGUCUAGUCGAGACCUGCGGUGGGUCUAGCCGAGACCCAGCAAGAUCCUCCAUUUCAAUCUCAAGCCUUGCAAAAAAAAAAAAAAAGCAUAGCCUUAAACGCAUAGCAGCGUCCACCUCAAUUACAAACCAAUUUCAGACAUUCUCUUCCACAAUCCCAAAGCACCAUUCUAGAGAUUCCUCCAACAAACCGUCUUCUUCAUCCGCCGGCCGCAACUCAAAAAAUCCCAAUGACCAAUGGAACGACUCAUGGGACAUGGCUUGGCUGCCGGAGGACCUCUCGCCGAAGCACCGGGCUCCCUGUGAGACCGACGUGAAUUUCCCUCCUUGGACCAAGGCGUUUGUGGAGGACAUGAAUGAGAAUUGGAAUCAGAGGAGAGGGUCCAAGGCCAAACAGCAAGAUAAGCAACAGAGGUUGAAGAAGCAGAGGAUUCACACCGGGUUGUGGGUAAAGGAGAUUGAGAAGCAGGAGGAGGCCAAGUUGGGGGAUUCCAUCACGGGCAGCUGGUCCCAAUUUUUUUUGUCUUUUUCCUUGCCACGUCAGUUUGUAAGGCUUUGUAAGUGUAGCAAUUCUCUUACUCAAUAUACAUAUUCUAUGAUAAUUUCAUUGUUUUGUACCAUAUAA